AUGCGCAGUUUAUUGGAUGGCAUUACUUCCGCACUGCGGAUUCCACAGCAGCAGCAACAGCAGCAGCAACAGCAAAAUGAACAAUCGUCUCAGGACCCCGUGGGUGGUACGGGCGUUACCGUCGUUCCGUCAUAUCAUCAGGGAGGCUCCACUGGUGCAAGAACAGCGGGUUCUCUUCCGGGAUCUUCGUUAUACGGCGGCAGUAACAUCUCUUGUUCGUUUGCGGCGGAGAAGUUACCCGAUUUGCCCUUCACGAUGCUUCUGUUGACGCAGAACAUUGGGUGUAUUUGUUCCAGAUGUGAUGGUGGGAAUGGAGAAGAAGAGGUCGCUGGCGGUGGUCCAGAGACGGCAACCAAAAAGGGAAUAUCCGACGCUGUGCGGACGCGUGUAGCGGAUUUUUUGUUGGAGCUUCGCCUUUUGAUUCAUGAGGCGAGUAGCCGUGAAUUUGUCUUACACCUUCGAAAGGAGAAGUUGAAUGCGGAGGGCGGCGCAUCGUCAGCGGCGGAUGCCGGCAGUCCCAGCAGCGAGGUGCCGCCGCUGCUUGACGUUAUUGUUGUGCACUUUCAGGAGAUUGGUGGGAAGGGGGCAAAUACCGCGUUUAACGCCUUUUUUGCGGAGGCUCUGAAGACUUUGCUGCCGGAGGCGGCGUGGUCGUCGGGUCUUCUCAUGGAGACGAACAGCGACAUGCAGCGAUUUACGGCUUUGGGGUCGAUUGUGUUCUUGUCGUCUCGCAUGUGCCCGAUCAGUAGUAUUCUUUCGUUCCGACACCGCACGUUUGUUGCUGUUGCCGAUGAUCCUGCGACGUACGGCAGCUCACCGACAUUCCUCUUUCACGGUGGCAAAUUCUCGGGUGCGGGAUCGGGUCGCAAGGGAUUUCUGCUGACUUCACUGCGCUUUGGCACGGUGGUGGUAAAUUACCUCAACGUCCAUUUAUAUCAUGACAGCCGAAACACCGAUGCUGCAAUGACAAGCCCAAGUCUGUACUCGGUGCAACGUCAGGAGGCGCUUUUGGAGGCGAUGGCAGAAUGUAUGGUUUUUAUUUCGCCAGAGGAUCCGCUGUUUAUUUUUGGAGACUUUAAUGCCCGCCUGGACACUCACAACUUGCUGAAGCACCUUAAGGAGACUCAACAGAUAGACGUCAAAAUAUUGGUAAAAGAAGUACAGGCACCGGAUAGAUUUUGGGAACUUUUUACGGAACCGCAAAACGCGGGAAUGAUAAAGAAGUUUGAUUUGGAGCUGCAGCGUUUGAUGGAUGUGGUGGCACAACAGAGCGGUGUGGAGCUGGCAGAGUUCGCCAUUCGUUUUCCUCCAACGUUCCCACGUAUUCCUGAGAGGGAAUUCGCGAAAAGCAAUCAGAAGCAACAAAUUGAGAUGUCGGGUGGUAAUGUAGAGGCGAGUGAAUAUGGAGUCAAGGACGAUGAUCCAAAGUUAGGGAACGAGAGGAGAAAAAAAGCGGCGAGAAAAGAGAAAGGCACUGGUGAGGCAAAGCCAUCACUUGUGCUUCCCCGUAUUACAGCAAUACCCACGCGCGGAUACACCCGUCGGCGCAUUCCUGCCUGGUGCGAUCGUGUCGUUUGGAACCCUGCCGGGCUGGAACUCAUGACGGGACAGCGCUCUUUGCCCCCCUCCGUUUCAUCUGCUCUUGUCAAGAGUGAUGGGGCCACGGAUUCUUCACCUCGGUACGCCUAUCGUUCUUUUGUACUUGCUCACACGGACCAUGAUUGCGUGGGGUUGCUGUUUUGA
Molecule: messenger RNA, 1743 nt
Organism: Trypanosoma cruzi
Lineage: Eukaryota; Euglenozoa; Kinetoplastea; Trypanosomatida; Trypanosomatidae
Product: inositol-1,4,5-trisphosphate (IP3) 5-phosphatase, putative
Exons: 1
Coding region: 1-1743 (580 amino acids)
Biological process (GO): phosphatidylinositol dephosphorylation
Molecular function (GO): inositol-polyphosphate 5-phosphatase activity
Source: RefSeq, a predicted model, not a curated record